Molecule: messenger RNA, 3167 nt
Organism: Clarias gariepinus (North African catfish)
Lineage: Eukaryota; Metazoa; Chordata; Actinopteri; Siluriformes; Clariidae
Product: SH3 and cysteine-rich domain-containing protein 2-like
Exons: 11
Coding region: 209-1459 (416 amino acids)
Biological process (GO): skeletal muscle contraction; positive regulation of voltage-gated calcium channel activity; positive regulation of protein localization to plasma membrane
Cellular component (GO): extrinsic component of cytoplasmic side of plasma membrane
Molecular function (GO): protein binding
Source: RefSeq, a predicted model, not a curated record
ACAUGUAUUUAUCUCCGAUGACGUCACGAAGACUUUGAUCUUCCCCUAUUAACGGACUUUAUGGCGCUUUGGCUUUGUGUUUAAAGCGAGUCUCGCGCGCAGCCCGGUGACGUUAGGAGGUGAAACUGCGUCAGAGCGCGCGCUCUUUCCGUUAAUUCAACAGAAAAAGGAACGCGUCGUCUCGCGUUCGGGAAGAAGAAGAAUAAAGAUGACGGAGAACGGAGAGAAGGAGAGCGAGCAGCAGCAGCACCGGGUCCCGCAGCGCUCCCCGGGCUCCGGUACCGACCGGCCCGAGUCCAAGCUCCAGAAACUGAAGCGCUCCCUGUCAUUCAAGACAAUGAUGCGGAGCAAAAGCGUGGAGAACUUCUUCCAGCGGUCAAACAUCGAGAUCCUGCCCCCUGAUGACAGUGUCAUCACUACUGAGGAUCCUUCCUCAAUCAUUGAGUCUCCCUUCUGUGACUGCACUCUGACCCUCGACCGGUCCCCAUCCAUCAGUCCGAACUUGUCUCUGACUUCGCUUUCACCUUCCUCAAGCCCAUCCCUGUCAGCUAACUCCAACACUCCGCCUCCUCCUCAGCCACGCGUACAGAAAACACACUGUUUUCUGGAAUAUGUGUUUCGCCGACCCACUGUCUGUCAGCAGUGCAAGCAAAUGAUAACAGGGAAUUCAAAGCAGGGUUUGCGGUGCAGGACGUGUAAAAUAGCGGCUCAUCUGUGGUGCUCGUCGGAACUUUCACAGCAGGUGUGCAAUGGAAAGUCCGGGGCAUUCAAGCGGAACUUCAGCUCUCCACUGCUUACUAACGAGAUGUUUGCGGUCGUUAAAGAAGCCCCGCCCACUCAAGAACAGGGAAAAGGUACAGUGGACCCUGUGUAUGAAGCGCUGCGAUACGGGACGUCUCUCGCGCAGAUGAGCCGAACGAAUUUCAGCAGCAUCUCAGAGACGCCGGGUCAACAGAUUGAAGAGGGACAGGAGAAGUUAAACAGUGAAGCUGUUGCUGAAGCAGAGUGUGCUCCUGAGUCCGAGGUUGUGUCUCUGACUGAGAGUGAGAAGAGUGAGACAGAGGACAAGCUCAGUUUACAGCCCCCCAAGCGUGUUGAGCUUCGAGCCAUUCACACCUAUGUCGUGUUGUACAAGUUCCUGCCUCAAGAGAAAAACGACCUCGAGCUUCAGCCGGGCGAUCGUGUCCAGGUCCUCGACGACUCAAACGAGGACUGGUGGAAGGGGAAGAGUCGAGACAAAGUCGGAUUUUUCCCCGCCAACUUUGUCCAGCGAGUGCGUCCUGGAGAACGAGUGUGGAAGGUCACUCAGGGUUUCCAAGGCAACCGUGAGAUAGGUCAAAUGACUGUAAAAGAGUUACAGAUCUGCGUCGGGAAAGCGGAGGAGACGGACGGCUUUUUCAAGUUGACCAGCGGUAAGAAGAGAGGACUCGUACCCUCCAAGUGUGUAGUGGAGAUAUGAACAACCUUCCUGCCAUGCAGACACACACACACACGCACGCAACAACGGCAGGGACACACUCUCACACACCAGCAAGCAUCCCGGAAUGAAAGUGCCCUCGCUUCGCUCACUUCAUUUCACGCGGCUUUGAGACCAACUGACUCUGACCUCUGACCUCAGCGGCAUGUGACAAGUUUUGGAUUAGACAUGUGUUUGUGUUUAUGUGUGUGUGUGUUCACUGUAACAUUACAGUAGCAAACAGCAUCCACGUCAAAUCACAUGUGUGAGUGAACAUCAUAGAGAGAGAGAGAGAGAUACAUGGACUGUUUUUGCACUAAUAGGUGCAUGAUGGGAAAACAUGAAAUGGGAGGGGCUUAAAGGGAAGCCCAUUGUGAAAAACAUAGACUGAACAUAAACGCCUAGGAGUGAUAGGGUUCAUAUUUAUUUUAGUUUUUUUAAACGAAAGUGACGGCGUGAUCGAGCACCGCGUGCCCACCAUGGGACCACUAGGGGGCGUGCUGUUGAUGCUAGUAAAUUCAUGACCAUAAGGAUAAACAACAACAACACUUAAGGACCGAGAUCUGUUCUGUGAGUAUGAACAUGACGCGGUCUGGAUGCUGUUUAAACACCGUAUUAAUAAUGCUUGAUUAAUAAUGAUUUCCACAUCAUUUUAACUUAUUGUAACUUUCAAAAGCAGUGUUACCAUCACAACAUAGUUACAACUGUCUUACAACCAUCAUCCAACGUUUGGGCUCCUGCUAAACUGCAUUAGCUAUUUUCUAAAGACUACAGAUUUUUGAGAAAUAAAAAAAAUAAACAAUACUACUUUUUGAUCAAGAAAAAACUUACGGAAAACUAGACGAUGGUUUUAACGGAGCCUGAUACGCGACCUCAGGUAUACUGGCUGAUUGGCUCAAACGUCUCUGUUUAAACGUCUCCGUUAUACGCUUUAUAUACUGUAGAUAACCGUAUGCACAUUAAAGUCAUCUGUGUAGAAUUUACCAGAAAUUGAGUGAACCAUGAGUGGUGGAGUUUGUUUGUUUGUUUGUUUGUUUGUUUGUUUGUUUGUUUUUGGCAUUCUUGUUUUGCAAUAAUGUUAUGUGCUAACUGCUAGCAUUACAGGAGUGGUUUGAGAAUUGAAAAGCUGAAUCUCUGUUAUAGCAAAAACCCCUCCAAAGCAUGUAAGUAGCUUCAGUGGAACGACUGGCCUGACAGGGGAAAAGAUCACAAAAUCAGAAUUAGAUUCUUUAAUGUUAGCUGUUCUUUUUCAGCAGCCAGUUAUCUUAGCAAGCUAGCUCUCUAGCUUGUAACGUCACAGAGUACACUGAAUGCACGGGCUGUUUUACGCCACAGCAAUUCGCGAUUACGUCUAAAAAACAAGGUUCUGUUCUAAUGUUCCAGCCGGUUCCACUGGUUCCCUCUCCAGCCUCUGUCUUCUUCUUCUCUGCCUUGAAGAGGAUGAAUCGCGUAAUGUGCAUUUCCAUUCUAAGUGUGCAUCUGUCAUACGAAUUCCAGCUGUACAGUCAGCACCUGCUGACCAAUCAGAAGCCAGAAUUCUGCAGCACUGUUGUAUGGGUUGUGAUAAACACUGAAAUUUAUAUCUGUGCUGGUGCCGGACUUUCUGACCUCGGUGUAAACCUUUAGGGAUCUCAAUGUGAUGCCACUCACGGGAGUCUUUUUACUCCUGACUUUACAGUUUCAGCUUGAACCGAACAUCUGGAGACAAACU